This is a messenger RNA of Phlebotomus papatasi, 3250 nucleotides long. Its product is annotated as zwei Ig domain protein zig-8-like. NCBI's taxonomy places the organism in Eukaryota, Metazoa, Arthropoda, Insecta, Diptera, Psychodidae. Gene Ontology annotation, cellular component: neuron projection membrane. Bases 2107 to 3021 code for a protein of 304 amino acids. The transcript has 7 exons. Gene Ontology annotation, biological process: synapse organization. The record is from RefSeq and is a predicted model, not a curated record.
AUAGAGCAGCAGGAGUGACUUAAGUGGAACGUUUUGGUUGUGUGGCCACUCAGUUGCGUCGCGACGUCGGUUAAUGGUACACCAUCGUCUGCAUUCGAAUCACUUUCAUAGUUUUUCCCAAUUUUUCCGAGACACCAAGACACAGUUCCGGAGAUACAUCUCCCCCUGCGUGAAAAUCAAUCCUCCUUCGGUGGCCUUCCGGUGCCCGGGACGAAAAGAUAAUCAUAAACAUUGAGAAACUGUGCAAGUGAUUGUGAGUGAUAAGAGCUAAAGCUCUUGGAGCUUUUGCCCCGAAAAAAAAAUAAAUAGAUAUUGAGAAAAAAAUCCUGAGAGCAGUGGAAGAGAAAUAGUGGAAAAUUCAUUGGACGGUGUCGAAAUACAUUGAUUAAAUUGCUUCCAAUUGAGCCUACCCAAAAUAGCUAUGGCUGCAAUUUAAUUUUGAAAAGGACAAGUACGAGGCUGGAAUUCCAGAGUGUGUCAGAUCCUGAGAGUCCUGGGGGGCAAAAAUGACUUUUAGAAAUUGAUUCAAUGGAAGAGACAUAAAACGUGGAACAUAGGAAAAACAACCCUUCGCAUUUUGGAUUACCGCGUCAAAGGCAUAUCCUUCUAAGGCACGUGUAGAGAUUUCUGCCCUAUUGUGAUCUUUCGGGGGACGUGGUUUGUUGGGAAAGAAAAAGUUUCAUGAGCGACACGUGUUUAUUGUUCCUUUUGUGAAAGAAAUACAGUGGACGAACUUUUGAAGAAUGCUUUUUUUGAAGGAAAUUCUUCAAAAUGAUUUAAAUAUUAGAACGGUUUUUUAGGGAAAAAAACAACUGUGUUUGAUACUAAAGAUCAAUCAGAAAGUUUAUCAACAUCCUAAGGAGUAUUUUUUUUGAGUUAUUUCCCAUGCAAAAGGAUCACUCUGUGAUAAACCUAAGCCGAAGAGGCAGUUCAGGAGGUUGAAGGAAGAAAAAACUUCUUACCUCGAAGGGUGAAUGACAGAAGAGAUCAAAAGGAUUUUCCUUCAGUGUUUUCCGCAUCAACAAUCAAGAAAAAAAGGCUUUCCUUGAAAAGACACACAAGAAGCUUUCCAAGGAGGGAAAAACAACUGACAGAGAAUCCUUGCAGCUAAGGGCCAAAAGAAAGGAAGUGAUGGUGAAGAAAAACACGUGAAAAUCGCUUUUGGUGUGGUUGACGAGGAGACAAUUUUCCUCCUAUCUCUUGCCUAGGCUGAAAUUGCUGGGCCAUGUGUUGAUUUAUGCUUUCGCUCCGCAUGACACUGUUGUCAAAGUGAAGAAUUUCCCAUCACAUGUGAUCCCAUUGGACGUUCUAUUUGGUAAACAUAGGCAAUUAUUGCGUAAAGUCUCACACGUCCAAAUUUUCUCUUCUCGAGACGUCUCUUCACAUUUUGAGUUGGAGAAAAAUCUAUAAAUAGUAUCACAUCAUUAAGCACUUUCUGCAGACAAUUUAACGUAAAACUCUCCCCAGACAAAUGUAACAAGAAGAGGAAAAAAAGGCGAUACAUAAAAGAUCUCUGUGGCAUCUAACGUCACUCCUUCAGUGAAAUGUCUUCAAAGUCAUGUGGCAAAUGGUAACAAUCAUGUAAGAUACUCUCUCUCUGCUUUUUGUAAACAGAUCCGCUAAUUAUCCUCCAAAUCAUUUAACAUAAUUGAUGAUGUGAUCACCAGAGACCUCCUUGAGAGGUGAACAAAUAUAGUCUUUCCCUUUGGUGCUUCUAAAGAACGUUUUAAAAUUUCAAAACAACAAAAAAAAACCGUCAAAAACCCUUGCAAAACAUUCAUCCCGUUCGCAAAAAUACAACAACAACAAAAAUUGUGCAAAAAAGUAGUGACGAAACCGAAACAUUUGGUGUGGUGGAUUUCCCCAGGAAAAAAAAAAGAAGAACAGUGAGGAAAAGUAUGAAAAAAGAUAGCAAUCAAAAUGUGUUGUGUGUAUGUGAAUAAAAUUCCAAUAAACAUAAAUUGGUGCUGAAGAAGAAAGAGAAUGUUGCGUCACAUCAUUGGGUUGUAAUCAAAAGAAAAAAUAUAUAUAUAGAUAUAACCCCAUCAUACCAAUUGUGCUGUGUGAAGAAAAUUGUGAAAGACCAACCCCACAUUUGACAUCAUCAUGAUCCCCAGAGAAUUGAAAAGCAUCCGAUGGAUGGCAUUUUUGCUGAUGUCGUGUUUUAUAGGACCCAUUUUUGGGAGCUUCCAGGCACAAAAUCAUGGUCACAACACCCUCACAGAUCGGACAACACCAAUGCCAUCACUAGGUUACAUCUCCCCAGCGUACUUUGACAUUUCCAUACCACGAAAUGUGACCGCUCUUGUGGGCAAAUCGGCCUAUCUCUCAUGUCGUGUACGAAAUCUCGGCAAUAAAACAGUCGCAUGGGUGCGUCAUAGGGACAUCCAUGUCCUUACAAUUGGCACUUACACCUACACGUCGGACCAGCGGUUUCAGACCACCCACCACAAGGACACAGAUGAGUGGACAUUGCACAUCAAAUGGGCCCAACCACGCGAUGCUGGUACUUAUGAGUGUCAAAUCUCAUCGGUGCCAAUCCGCAGUUACUUCGUUGAGCUGAGUGUUGUGGUGCCUACAGCCUCCAUUUUAGGUGGUCCUGAUCUCUAUGUAGACAAAGGAAGUACCAUCAACCUAACUUGUGCCAUUCGAUUCAGUCCCGAGCCACCAGCAUACAUUUUCUGGUACCAUCAAGAUGAGGUAAUUAGUUACGAUUCAACACGAGGCGGUGUCUCUGUAAUCACUGAAAAGGGUGAAGUAACAACUUCCUACCUACUCAUCCAGGAUGCUGAGCUCACCGACUCCGGCAAAUACUCGUGCAGCCCAUCAAAUGCGGAUGUGGCGAGUGUUCGAGUGCACGUCCUCAAUGGAGAACGUCCUGAAGCAAUGCAGACUGGUUCAGCUGGAUUAUCGAGCAGUUGUGUCUGUAUCUCAAUACUAAUUAUUAUAUCAAACAUUUACAAUUAUCUAAGGGUAUGUCUUGGUCUCCAAUCACUCCAUUCAGAUAGUCAUUUACGGUGAUAAAAUUACAUAUACAUAAAAUAAAGCUGUAUGCAUUAUAUUCUGCCCAUUUCCCACCAUCCCGUGCCCCAUUUUGUCUCUAUCAGACUUUACUGGAAAAUCCAUGAGAUUUCCAUCGUUUGAAAGGCAAGAAAAGGUCCCUGAGAGUGUGGGAAAAUGGUCAAGAAUUUAAUUAUUAACUUCAAGAGUAGAAAUACGAUUUUGUGUAAAUAAAGUUGGAAUAAGAAAA